AUGCGAGAGGAAGAAGGUGGUCGUCGUUGUGAUGAUGAUGAUCGUUAUUAUGAUCAUCGUCAUCGACGCGACGACGACAGAGAAUUCGCGAGACGAGACGGGGGCGAAGACCUCGAUGUCGAUGUUCCUCCUCCGUUCGCGCGAGGCGAGAUUCGGAAAGGUAUCGUGCGUUCGAUUCAGCCGUACGGAUUGUUCGUGCGUUUGAUGGAGGAAGCGGAGGAGGAGAAUAAAGAGGACGUAUACGGAGGAGGAGGAGGAAGAGGAGGAAGAGGAAGGAGACAUUUACCGGAUGGUUUAGUCCACGCGAGUCAAGUUUCGAACGAUAUCACGUUCCAAAGAGACGAUACGGACGAGGCGAAAGUGCAGUCUUUGUCGUACUUUUUCCCGGUGGAUGCGAAAGUGUUUGCGAAAGUUUUAAAAUGCGAGAAAGAUCCCGCGAGAGGGUGGAAAGUGAGUUUAUCGAUGAAAAAUGUCGAUCAAGAGAGCGGGGAAGACAAGGAUCCAGAGAACAGAGAAAAUGGAUUUAACGCUAAUAACAACACGAAUAACAGCCACGAUGGAUAUAGAAAUAACAACAACAACGCGUCGACGGCAUCGUUCACGGCUGAUUUAUUCGGCGUGUACGAAGGCAAAGUAUCUUCGAUUAAACCGUACGGCGUAUUUGUAAAUUUAGAAAAUACUCGAACGUCGGCUUUGAUUCACGUUUCCGAGAUUAGCGAACACUUACGGUUUUCUAGAGAAGAUACGGACGAGGAUAAAGUUAUGGGCAUUGAAGGAGUUUUGUCGGUUGGCGAAUCGUGCUUCGUUAAAAUAAUCGAAAUGAAACCGCCGGAAAGCGAACGCGAUCGAAUGAAACUCUCCGGGUCGAUUCGACUCGUCGAUCAGAAAUCGGGCGAAGAUCUAGAUCCGGAAAACAGGAAACUUCGCGAACGACGCGACGGUGGUGGUGGAGGCGAUGGCGGACGAUUCAACAAGAAACCCGUCGGCGCAGACGCUGGCGAAAAAGUGCAACCUGGCGGCAUCGUCCACUGGGGACACGAAAAAGCCGACGUCAAAGAACAGAGCAAAAACGCAUACGAUUUCGUCGUCGACGUCGAAGACGACCAAAAACACGAACCGAAAGCGGACGACUAUUCCAAACCGAGGUUUGGUCACGGAUUAGAAGGGUACGUCCCGGAAAUCAAAAAAGGCAAGAAGAGGAAAGACUCGUCGUCGUCCAAAAAAGACAAGAAGAAAGAUUCGAAGAAACGCAAGAAGCGGGAGAAGAAAGAGAAGAAGAAGAGAAAGAAGAGCAGGAAGCGAGACAAGAGAAAGAAGAAGAGCAGUUCCUCCUCUCACUCCUCCUCCUCCUCCGACUCCGAUAGUUACAGCAGUAGCUCGUAUUAA
Molecule: messenger RNA, 1386 nt
Organism: Bathycoccus prasinos
Lineage: Eukaryota; Viridiplantae; Chlorophyta; Mamiellophyceae; Mamiellales; Bathycoccaceae
Exons: 1
Coding region: 1-1386 (461 amino acids)
Biological process (GO): RNA stabilization
Molecular function (GO): RNA binding
Source: RefSeq, a predicted model, not a curated record